Acaromyces ingoldii is the source of this 1094-nucleotide messenger RNA. RefSeq lists its product as hypothetical. Bases 94 to 912 code for a protein of 272 amino acids. The transcript is spliced from 3 exons. The record is from RefSeq and is a predicted model, not a curated record. Lineage: Eukaryota; Fungi; Basidiomycota; Exobasidiomycetes; Exobasidiales; Cryptobasidiaceae.
AGGAGUCAGAGGCUGAAGAAAAGCGAUCGCAUCUGUCUGAGCUGGGAACUCUUCGACACAAACGACAACAGCAACCAAUUGCUCCUUUUCGUGAUGCUCUCUAAGCGCAACUUUGCUACUCUGCUCUCCAUCGCCAUCGGCCUAGCGCUUCUUGGCAACCACUUCGCCGAAGCGGCUCCCCGUGGACACAGUGACAUAAAUGACCACGACGAACUCACUGAGCUCGACUCCCCUGGCCUUGAACGCAGGGACAUUCACCCCCAUCAUCUGAGCCACAGUCACAUGCUUAGCCCGCACAAGAUGAUGCAGCGCCGGGCUUUCGAAACUACCCUGCCGCUUCCUCUGCCCCCUCAGGCUCACCGCUACCACAACGUGGUCAUCCCUCAAAACGAGCCCACCGCGGUCGUCCAGCUGGGUGGCCUCGGCCGUCUGCCCGUUCACAAUCACGGCCACAGCCAUGACCAUCGCCACUCUGAUGACAGCGACGAUGACAGCGACGAUGACAGUGAUGAUGGCAGCGAUGACGAUGACAGUGACGACGACUACGAUGAUGACGAUGACGACGAUGACGACGACGAUAGUGACGAGGACAACGACGAGGCUAGGGACAUGGAAGAGCUGCGCCGUCUCAUCAACCUUGACGAGCAGGUCGAGCACAAGCAUGAAGCCCUUGAAGAUGCCAUGAAGGAGCAAGCCCAGCUCGACGACUAUCUUGACAAUCAGAUCGCUGACGAGCUCUCCCACGGUGCCGCCUCGAACAACCAUAGCCAUCACCAUCAUCAUGAUCACCACCAUCACCACGACAAUCACGACAACCACAAGAAGUCCCGGGUUCGUGUUGUUCGCCGCCGCCGCCUUACUCAUGACGACAGCGAGGAGAAGCCCUACAAAGUGUUCUCUCUUUCUUCUUAAAAGCAUCGCGUAGACCGUGUAACUGUAACUAUGAGAGACUUAGUUCGGUUGAAAUAGAGGGUCGAAAGACGCAGAAGAAAGACGAUGACAGCAUUGAAUAAGCAAAGUGUUCUCGUCUACACGAGGCCGUCGUACAGCGAGAGGGCCUGAACGAUAGUGGGGUCCUUCUUUGACCUGCAAGG